UUGCGUUUCUGCCCGCCAACGGGACACACCGAAAGCGCAAACAUUUUCGAACCCCAAUGCAUAUAUAACAUAAAGACAAUCUCCACCAAUACAACCCACCGCUUCCCCUUUCUCUCUCUCUUUUUCUCCUCUCCUCUGGUUCUUCAAUCCCCUUUUUCUCAGUUCCGCCGGACAUGGAUGGCCCUUUGAGCUCCUCCUUUUUCCUCUUUUGAGUCCCCUAAUCCAAGCUUCAUUCGAUGGCAAUGCAUCGCUAUGAGCCAGCCGACGAUGAAGCCCAAACCCAUUUGAUUUCGCUCGAUUCUCUGUUUUGCGAGGAGGAGAAAUGGGAGGAGGAGGAGGAUGAAGAUGAGCUAGAACAGACCCAUCAAGCCCAUGUUUUUUCUUUGGAUGUUUUGGAGGAAGAUCUAUUUGGGGAAGAUGAACGCCUUCUCUCCUUGUUGUCUAAGGAAACAGAGCAGCUGAAACAGAGCAAUCUCCAGCUUGAACCUCUGUUAAUGGAUCCUUCUGUCUCUGCUGCUCGUUCUUCGUCUGUGGAGUGGAUGCUUAAAGUUAAAUCCCAUUAUGGGUUUUCGUCUCUCACUGCAAUUUUGGCCGUUGCUUAUUUCGACAGGUUCCUCUCGAGCUUUCAUUUUAGAAGUGACAAGCCAUGGAUGAACCAGCUUGUGGCUGUCACUUGCCUCUCGUUGGCGGCUAAAGUGGAGGAGGUUGAAGUUCCUCUGCCACUUGACCUUCAAGUGGAGGAUGCGAAAUUUGUGUUUGAGGCCAAAACCAUUCAGAGAAUGGAGCUUUUAGUGCUCUCAACUCUUCAAUGGAGGAUGCAUUUGGUUACUUCAUAUUCAUAUCUUGACAACAUUGUAAGAAGGCUUGGAUUAAAGACCAAUCUUCAUUUGGAGUUCUUCAAGCGUUCUGAGAAUCUCCUCCUUUCUCUUCUCUCAGAUUCAAGAUUUGUGGGUUAUCUUCCAUCUGUCUUAGCAACUGCAACAAUGAUGAACAUUAUAGAACAGAUUGAACCCCAUAAGUCAAUGGAGCACCAAGAUCAUCUUCUGGGUGUUCUUAAAAUGAGCAAGGACAAAGUGCAAGGCUGUUACAAUCUUGUAGUGGAGCAUUCAAAGGCAUGUAGCAAUGGCUUAUAUCAUUCCAUCAAUCCCCACAAGCGGAAGUACGAACAUCAUCAAGCUCCUGAUAGCCCAAAUGGUGUGAUUGAUGCUGGUUUCAGUUCAGACAGCUCCAAUGAUUCAUGGGCAUUGAGAGCAGCAGCAUCAGUUUGUUCUUCACCUGAACCAUCUUUCAAGAAGAACAAAACCGAAGAGCCAAGAAUGUUAUAUCAUUCUCUGAACAGGAGGGUCUGUUUGGACAUUGUUGGCAGCCCUUCUUAGUUCAUAAUCCGCCCCCCUUUCCCCUCCAAAGAACUAGGAAAUGAUUAUGUAUGUGUUAUAAUGCUCUGCUCCAUUUCUCACUUUUGAUAUCAAAUUGCUUGCCCAUAAUGUUCUUGGCAUUAGAAUUGGAAGGUGGAAGGAAGAGCAGUGAUGGGGAUUUGAUGGGAAUGUUCACAAGAACAGAAGUGACCAGAAAAAAAAAUGGCAUGGCAGAGGAGAAGACAAAAAGUAUGCAUUUCUACUUGAUUUCAAAUCAGAUCACUUUCCUUUUUGUUUUGGAGGAAACUCUCAUUAUUAUUAAAUAAAGCACAGUAGUUCUUGGUUUCU
This is a messenger RNA of Cucurbita moschata (crookneck pumpkin), 1703 nucleotides long. RefSeq names its product cyclin-D3-1-like. Gene Ontology annotation, molecular function: cyclin-dependent protein serine/threonine kinase regulator activity. NCBI's taxonomy places the organism in Eukaryota, Viridiplantae, Streptophyta, Magnoliopsida, Cucurbitales, Cucurbitaceae. Gene Ontology annotation, cellular component: cyclin-dependent protein kinase holoenzyme complex; cytoplasm; nucleus. The coding region runs from base 237 to 1376 and encodes 379 amino acids. Gene Ontology annotation, biological process: regulation of cyclin-dependent protein serine/threonine kinase activity; mitotic cell cycle phase transition. The transcript has 4 exons. The record is from RefSeq and is a predicted model, not a curated record.